Messenger RNA from Cajanus cajan (pigeon pea), 2701 nucleotides. RefSeq names its product disease resistance-like protein DSC1. The record is from RefSeq and is a predicted model, not a curated record. Gene Ontology annotation, biological process: defense response. NCBI's taxonomy places the organism in Eukaryota, Viridiplantae, Streptophyta, Magnoliopsida, Fabales, Fabaceae.
UGAUUUGGAUCACCUACAAAAUUUACUCGGAACUCUUGAUAAUUAUGGAUCAGGUAGCAGAAUAAUUGUAACUACAAGAGAUGAGCAAGUGCUUAAUGCUAACAAAGCUGAUGAGAUAUAUAGGCUUACAGAACUCAGUUCCAGUGAAGCACUUCAGUUUUUCAAUUUGAAUGCCUUUAACAAAAGUGAUCUUCACAAGGAGUACAAUGAGCUAUCAAAAAAGGUGGUCAAUUAUUCCAAAGGUGUUCCAUUAGUACUUAAAGUUUUAGCUCGUCUUCUUUGUGGAAAAAAUAAGGAAGUAUGGGAAAGUGAAUUAUCCAAACUUGAAAAAAUUCCUCCUACGAAAGUUUACGACAAAAUGAAACUCAGUUUUGAUGAUCUAGAUCGCAAAGAGAAACAAAUUUUUCUAGAUCUUGCAUGUUUCUUUCUCAAAUUGUCUACAAAGAUAAAUGUAGAUAAUCUAAAAUCUUUACUAAAAGAUGAUAAAAGUGAUAAUUCAGUGAUUUUUGGGCUAGAAAGGUUGAAAGACAAAGCUCUUAUAUCUUUUUCAGAGGAUAAUAUUGUGUCUAUGCAUGAUAGUUUACAAGAAAUGGCAUGUGAGAUUGUUCGUCAAGAGUCUAUUGAAGACUCUGGAAGCCGCAGCCGAUUAUGGGAUCCCAAUGACAUUUAUGAAGUACUGAAAAAUGACAAGGUUACUGAGGCCAUUAGAAGCAUACGAAUUCAGUUGACAACAAUUAGGGGACUAAAGUUAAGGCCUCACAUAUUUGCUAAGAUGAGCAAACUGAAAUUUCUGGAAAUUUCAAGGGAAGAUGCAUAUUAUGGUUUCGAAAAUCAACUUGGUGAAGGACCUCUAUUUUUGGCAACUGAAUUAAGAUUUCUUUCUUGGGAUUGUUACCCUCUAAAAUCCUUGCCACAAAACUUUUCUGCCGAAAAACUAGUAAUAUUGAAAUUACAACUGAGCAAACUGGAAAAACUUUGGGAUGGAGUGAAGAACCUGGUGAGUUUAAAAGGUGUUUACCUCGAUGGAUCUUCUGAGUUAAAGGAGCUGCCAGAUUUAUCUAAAGCUAUAAAUCUUGAAGUAUUGGAUCUCUCUAGUUGUGAAAGUUUGACUACUGUGCAUCCAUCUAUUUUCUCUCUAGCCAAACUUGAGAUAUUGAAUCUUAGUAACUGUAUAUCCCUUACCAUACUUUCAAGUGAUUCCCAUAUGCAUAGCCUCAAUUAUCUCAUCCUUGAUUAUUGUAAGAGUCUUACUGAAUUCUCAAUUAUAUCAAAAAAUAUGGAAGAAUUGGACUUAUCAUGGACAGAGAAAAUGAAAGCACUUCCCUCGUCAUUUGGACAUCAAAGAAAGCUUAAAUCACUAGAUCUAACAGGAAGUGGCAUUCAGAGGUUACCUUCAUCCAUCAACAAUCUUACGCAACUGCUACAUCUAAACCUAAGCUAUUGCCGUGAGCUUGAAACAAUACCAGAGCUUCCCCUAUCCUUGAAAAAUAUAAACGCUAGGGAUUGCAAAUCGUUGAAGACAAUAUUAUUGCUCCCUUCAACAUCUGUUGAACAAUUAAGGGCAAACAGGACACGAGUUCUGUUAUGGAAUUGCUUGAACUUGGAUCAACAUUCUCUAGUUGCUAUUGAGUUGAAUGCACAAAUCAGUGUGAUGAAUUUUGCAAACCAACACCUAUCUGUUGAACAUUCUCCAGUUGCUAUUGGGUUGAAUACACAAGGCAAUGUGAUGAAUUUUACAGAUCACAAUAAAGUUGUUUAUGUGUAUCCUGGAAGCUGUGUUCCAGAGUGGUUGGAGUAUAAGACAACAAAUAAUUAUGUAAUUAUUGAUCUCUCUUCUACUCCAUCCUCUCCCAUGCUUAACUUCAUUUUUUGCUUCGUCCUUAGUAAGUAUGAAGGAACAGCAAGGAAAAAUGAACUUACAGUUAAAAUCACUUUAAGUGACGGUGAUGGUGAAGGUGAAAGGGACAGUGUUGAAAUGUUCAUGGAUGAUUGGUUUUUUUCUUGGACAAUUGAGUCGAAUCAUGUGUGUGAUGUACGAUCGAAGAUGUUCUAACUUCCUAAAUAGUAGAGCCCAAAAUCAAACAAGCUUUAAAAUCCAAGCUCAAAUAGGGUUAGACACAUAUGACAUUUGGUUGGACCAUGGGUGUGAAUUAGUAAUGCGGCCGGAUAUGGUACAACAUUAAGUCAUUCAACAAAUGUCAAUGUCUCAGUUUCAUUAAGCACGUGGAAUUGGGUUGUGUGCUUCCUAUAAUCUCAGAAGGGAUGAUGCAUUUAGCUCUAACACAUGAAGGUUGUGCACUAUCUCUUGGUUAUCAGAAUCCAAAGUCCUUGCAUGGAAUCAAUCAGUUGUAGUUGCUGCAGAAACCAUCCCAAAAUUCUCAUAGGUAGUGUCAGAGAAGGAAAAUGGGCAAUAAAAUGCUUAGUAGGAAGUUGAGAGCAAAUAAUUGUAUUUGAUGGCCAUUGCAACCACAAAGUUGAUCUUUUAUUCACUUUGAGAUUUGUGAGAAAGUAUGUGUUUGAGACUCUAAUAGCUGCACAUGGAGUAUUAUUUGCUUGACUAUUUUUUUCAAUUAAAAUAUUCAUGUUAAUUGCAUGUUAUGGUGUUAUUGAAAGAAAAGUCCUAAAUUCGUGCUUGAAAAUGUUAAUUUCGAGUUACAAGAAAUGACACAGAAAUAUCUGUUGACUGUUGUUAUUUAAAAUA